Nicotiana tabacum (common tobacco) is the source of this 3832-nucleotide messenger RNA. RefSeq lists its product as uncharacterized. The record is from RefSeq and is a predicted model, not a curated record. Lineage: Eukaryota; Viridiplantae; Streptophyta; Magnoliopsida; Solanales; Solanaceae. Gene Ontology annotation, biological process: protein ubiquitination. Gene Ontology annotation, cellular component: CCR4-NOT complex. Gene Ontology annotation, molecular function: RNA binding; ubiquitin-protein transferase activity.
UCAAAAAAAGCGACCCAACCCAUUUCACUCCCUCUCUCUCUCUCUCUGAAGCUCCAAAAGCAGUUGUGUGUGUGGUUCUCUCUCUUUCUCUCUCUAUCGUUUUGUGUCUCAUCCGUUUUACAAUUCGCCCGAAUUUGACCCACUCAUCACUGUAACCAUGAGUGACCAAGGAGAAAGAACCUGCCCUCUAUGUGCUGAGGAGAUGGAUUUGACAGAUCAGCAGUUGAAGCCUUGCAAAUGUGGCUAUCAGAUAUGCGUCUGGUGUUGGCAUCACAUAAUGGAGAUGGCUGAGAAGGACGAGACAGAAGGGCGGUGUCCUGCAUGCCGCAGUCCAUAUAACAAGGAAAAGAUUGUUGGCAUGGCAGCAAACUGUGAAAAGAUAGCGGGCAUGGAGAAAAAAUCGACAUCUCGAAAGGGUAAGAGUAAAACAGCUGAUUUGCGAAAGCAACUUACCAGUGUGCGAGUCAUUCAAAGGAAUCUUGUCUACAUUGUGGGGUUGCCUCUCAGUUUAGCUGACGAAGAUCUUCUACAGCGGAAAGAAUAUUUUGCUCAGUAUGGAAAGGUUCAGAAGGUUUCCAUGUCUCGAACAGCUGCUGGCGCCAUUCAACAGUUUGCAAAUAAUACAUGUAGUGUAUAUAUUACCUAUUCAAAUGAGGAGGAAGCGGUCCGUUGUAUUCAGUCUGUACAUGGAUUUGUUUUGGACGGUAGACCUCUAAGGGCUUGCUUCGGAACCACAAAAUACUGUCAUGCUUGGUUGAGGAGUGUGCCCUGCACCAAUCCUGAUUGUUUAUACUUGCACGAGAUUGGGUCACAAGAGGAUAGCUUUACUAAAGACGAAGUAAUAUCGGCUUACACAAGGAGUAGAGUUCAACAAAUUACUGGUGCCAUUAAUAGUAUGCAACGGAGAUCAGGGAGUGUUUUACCAUCACCAGCAGACGAUUACUGCAAUAACAGCUCUGCUUCUGCAGGACAACCUAUUAGUAAAACUGCUGCAAAUAAUUCAGCAAUCAAUGCCAGAAUCUCUCCACCAAAUAGCAGCUCUGGUAGAUCAGCUGCUCUUCCGACCGGCGCUUUAUGGGGAACGCGUGCAUCAAAUAACCAACUGCCGCCAGCCACUGCAUCAAGUUCUAAUGGACUGCCGCCUGCCAGCGCACCAAGUUCUAAUGGGCCUCUUAAACAGAAGGCUGAGACCUGUAGCUCACUGACAUUCUCUACAGCUGUUGCAAACACUAGUCAGGUUUUGUCAUUGCCUACUGAAUCAGGAAAGAAAUUUAUUCACAGCAAAGAAAGUGGCACUAGUCAAGAGAAAGGUAAAACAGAGAUGUUAGAACCUGUUAAGCAGUCCGCAGGCGCAGAUGAUGCAACCUAUAGUUCUGAAGAAUCCGCUAUCGCUAUAUGUACUGCUUCUUCAUUCAUGAACAAUCAACUACCUAUCACCCCAUCUUUGGAGGACAAAGGUAAACAUUUGAUCACACCAUCCAGAGCUACAAAUGCCUAUGGACCUGGUUUAUCAGAAGAUUCCUGUGAUGCCACAGAUGUUGAGAUCAAUAAUGAAUGCUCAGAUUUAUCAUCAUUUAGCAUUGAUAGACAGCAAAAGUCACUUGCCAGCUAUGAGAAAUCAAGGGAACCUUCGCCUCCUCAGAUGAAUGGGAAAUCUGUGACUGCUAUCUCAAGAGAAACGUCUAAUUUGAGACUGGAAACACAGGCUCAAGAAAGACAAGACACAACUCCUGCAAUGGAGGAUGAUUUGCUAUCUUUCAAUGCACAGAGACAUAGGGAUCCGGAAGUAAUUGUAGAGAAAAGCUACUCAUCAAGUCCUUCCAUCUCUUUACACUCUUCAGUGCAGCUUAAGGGUUAUUCUCCACAGCUUGCCAAUGGUGUUGGACCUAUUAAAGCCAACAUGCAAUCGUUUGACCAAAGAACUGAUUCAGUAUUACAGCCUUCUAGCAUUGGAGGACUUCCUAAUGGAUACCCUGAAAAUGCAUUCCAUCGUGUGGGUAAUUUGGGAAGCACUGAUGACACUUAUUAUCCACUGUCUAAUGAUGGGAAGGGGAUGAACAUGGAUAGGUUUGAAGCUGAAGCUGCUAGUGUGGACCAUAGUACUACUGUAGAUAGGGGAGAGAACAGUAUAAUAUCUAAUAUUUUGUCUAUGGAUUUUGACCCAUGGAAUGAGUCGUUAACCUCUCAGAACUUGGCUAAGUUGUUGGGAGAAACUGAUAACCAACAAGGGUCUCUUAGAGUAUCAAACUCAAGAAAAUUACAGAGCGGCAAUCAAUCAAGGUUCUCCUUUGCAAGGGAGGAGGAGACGAUGAAUCCAUUGAGUCAUCCUCAACCAUCUCUAAGUUACACUGAGAGAAGUUAUAGUCAUCAUCCUCUCGGUCAAGAUUUUCCAAAUAGCAGAAGCUAUCAGCUUGAUGGUUUUGGUACUCAGAAUGGUUUCGGUACUCAGAAUGGUUUCUCUCUAUUUAAUAAUGAGGAAUCUAAUGGUUUUACCAACAAUUAUUCUCAACUCUCUUUUAACAAGCUGUCAGGGUCGAGAUCUCAGAUGACUGCGCCUCCAGGAUUUGCAGCGCCAAACAGGGCCCCACCCCCAGGAUUUAUUUCUCAUGAUAAAAUGGAACAGAAUUACGGUUCUCUCUCUGGUAAUCACAUUCUUGAUACCACCUCCUUAUUGCGCAAUGAAUAUCAGGCUCCACCAAUUGGAAAUGUUAACAACGGGGACAUUGAGUUUAUGGAUCCUGCAAUAUUGGCAGUUGGUAAAGGGAGGGUUCCGAAUGGCCUUAAUGUCUCAAGUAUAGACAUGUCUUCAAGUUUUCCUCCACAGCUUAGUGCUUUUGAAAAUGAAGCAAGACUUCAGUUGCUGAUGCAAAGAUCUCUCUCUCUGCAUCAGAACCAGAGAUUCAGUGAUAUGGGGGAUAACUUUACUCCAUUCAAUGAUGCUUAUGGAAUUUCUUCCAGGGUUGUGGAGCAAACUCUGGCCAACAAUCUUUCACCAUUUUCACAGCUCAAUGUUACCCAGAGCAGGAACUCUGUCAUGUCAAAUGGCCAGUGGGAUGGCUGGAAUGGUGUCCAAAGUGCAAACGAUUUGGGCAUGGCUGAACUCCUCCGAAGUGAAAGGCUGGGUUAUAACAAGUUCUUUAAUGGAUAUGAGGAAUCAAAGUUCCGCAUGCCCAAUUCAGGCGAACUGUAUAACAGAACAUUCGGGAUAUAAUUAUGCUUGUGUGAUUGGCUGGGCUUGAGUAGUUGUGGACGAAACGAUGAAUUGGAAAGAUCAUGUGUGACUAACAGACGUGCUUGAGAUGAUCAAAGUUACGAUGAUGCUCAGUGGUGGUAAUAACUCAAUGGAUAGCUGUGAGGAAACUUGACCGACUUGCAUUCUAGAAGGAAGCUCGAUUCAUGACCGUCUGAAAACUGCUUUCUGAUUGGUGAAGGAUGAAAUCCUCGAAAACAGGAUGUCCAGAUACCAACAGGUGAAAGCUGAGAUCGGGGCUCAACACGGUGGUUUAGUCAGGAUACCAUGUGUGAUUGAGUUGGCAGGUGACACGGGAGUGGAGAAUCAGGUUGUCACACACACACACACUCUACUUGAAAGCAUUGAGAGACAAUGCUCAUUUAAAAUGCUGGAGCUUGAUUGCAAUAAUGCAAAUAGUGAAAUUUUGCAAAUAUAAGUCAAAGAAAAAUAUAUCUGUUACCGAACUUUCUCCUAAUUAUUUUUGGAAAUGAUGAAGUCGCUUUUAUGUUGAGAAGUGGAGGAGAUUAGUCGUCCUUUGGUUGUUACUCAGAAAAAAACUGGGCUCGAAUAAAUUAAGGUGUGUGAGAGUGCUUUUAAAUA